ACGCGCGAAAUUCAGAAUAGCACUUCUCCUCAGCAUCUGCCAAAGUUUGUAAAACGUUUGCGGCUUCUUCACAUUCUUUAACAAUUUCUUCCUCGAUUCACGCCUUUGAGUUUGCAGCUAUGUGUUACUUUUUGACACAUAGCAAGUGGAUUUGUUUUUAAAUAAAUGAACCAAUCAGAUACGAUCGCUGCGAACGUCGGCCGGCGAAGUAAUGACAUCCACCAGCUAUCCGAUUCUCCACUGUGUGGGGCGGAGGGGCGAAGCUUGUCGAAAGCUGUGGAGCAUGUGUAUACGUUUAGAAAUAUUUGGAAAAUAAGAUAUUUUUUUAUGAUUUUUUCUUAGCAUUUUCUUUUGCGGAUACGAUAUCUCUCCAUAAUCGAGUGCAGUGCGUGGCACUCAUCACGAAUUUGGUGUUGUCUGAAUCGGUGAACGACGUUUCCUCGCAAUGUCUGUUGCAGAAUUUCUAAAAGGAUUGCCGUCACAUGACGAAAACAACUUUGCUAAUUUUCACACCGACAAUGGAAAUCGAACUUGCAUCAAAAGACCUUCUGUAUAUCUACCCACCAAGGAUUACCCAUCUGAUCAAAUAAUUGUGACUGAAAAGACGACUAUCCUCCUAAGGUAUCUACACCAACAAUGGGACAAAAAGAGUGCUGAUAAAAAACGGGAACUCUUAUCUGGUGGUGGAGAUUCUCAAGAAGAGGUAACAGCCACACGCAACAAAAGGCCAAGACUUGAGUUGAACAACACGCUCUAAUGGUGUAAUUCUAAUAUUAACGAAGUAUGGAAAAAAGUUUGCAUCGUGACAAUUUGUAUAAUGAAUAAUAUAAUAGCUGAAGUAGUUAUUGUGCAAAAUAAUUUCAGAUAUAGAGUCAGUUUUAAUACAAAAACGUUGUAGCUAACCAUUUUUUACCAUGAAUUGUUGGUAUCAUUUCAUAUUGAGAUUCGCUGCACGCACUCGUUUUUUCAUUUACUAAGUAAAUAUAAUAAGAAUGAUGUAUUAUAUAAAUAUUUAUUUGAUAACUUUUUUUUUUGUUACGCAUGAAGAUUACUUUGGCAAUGUUUUAAAUUCUUUACUAUAAGUGUAAAAUACAGAGCCAAUCCACGCAGCACGUAGUUCAUAAAUUAUUGGAAAAAUAUUCAAGUAUGACCAAUGGACAUAUGCAUACAACAGUAGAGAGGAAAUUUUUCCGAUAUCGCCAAUCUGAUAUUACCUGGUUCAAGUAAGCCUGUAAUAAAUGACGAUUAUGGUUUUUGACAUAUUUUAUACCUCCUGUAACAUUCGUCGGGAACAAAUUGUCUGGUGAAAUGAUGUCAUAUGCAAAAGACGCAAUGUUUCAAAGUGUCAAUAACUUACCUAUUUCUUAUAUUUCCAAUGUGUUAUAAACUGCAAUUGGUUCAAGUAUUUAAGAACAGUGUUUGGAAAAAUAAUCUGAGACUAUUGCAUGGUGCUUCUUUCAUACUAGUGCAGUCCUUACUGUCUUCGUCUUUUUACUGUACGCCAUAUUGUUGAUUGCAAAAUGACGAGUGGAACAACUCAAUCGUUUGAUCAGAGAUUAUUUGUCACCCAGCAAUUGUAUUAACUGUUCGAUCCACUGAACAUCUGGGAUUGAAAUUUACAAAAAUAAAUCAGUUGGUUCCAUGUAUUCUCGAUGAUUAUUUAUGUAAGCGAAACAAAACAUUGUUCUUGUUUUUUUAAUUAAGUGAAGACUGGAUUAUUUACAUAAUUGAAAGAAUGGCGAUCGUUCACACGUUCGCGUUGUUAUGUUUUUACAUUUAAGAUUAUUUUGUCUGGAAUAAUUUGAACAAAAUUGAUGCCCAAAGAUUAAUAAAAAAUUGCAUUUAAUUAAAUUUUCAAUUAAUACUGAAAAAUUCGUUUGUGAAAUUAGAUUUAAUCUGUCCAAACUUAGCUGUAUUAUUACGUGAUAUCAAAAUAUAAACAAUUUUUUCCUAUUA
Molecule: messenger RNA, 1956 nt
Organism: Athalia rosae (coleseed sawfly)
Lineage: Eukaryota; Metazoa; Arthropoda; Insecta; Hymenoptera; Athaliidae
Product: DET1- and DDB1-associated protein 1
Exons: 4
Coding region: 446-757 (103 amino acids)
Biological process (GO): positive regulation of proteasomal ubiquitin-dependent protein catabolic process
Cellular component (GO): Cul4-RING E3 ubiquitin ligase complex
Source: RefSeq, a predicted model, not a curated record